UGUUGUUGCGUCAUAUUAUGUUCUGUAGCUCGAGUUGCAAAAGUGCGUUGGAAAGAGGGGUGGGGUUAAGGGGGUUCACAGGAUUCGAUUGUACAUACUCACAUCGUAUCGCUGAAGAACAUAGUAGUUAAGAAAUAAGUAGGAGUGCGAGUAGCGCGUAAAAAGUGAUCGGAAUAAUUGGUAAGGCGCGAUCGAGUUUGGCGCGGUAAGUGUUCGGAGCGUAUCGCGUGACCGUUGAUCGGACGUAUCAGUGCGCGCGCGGCGCCUCAAAAUGGCGUGAGGUGAUCGUGUGCUUCUAGGUUAUAUUCGCUCGUGGCGGGCCACGACCGCGAGCACAACAGAACGCGAAGAAGACGAACGAAAGAGGAGGAAGGAGGAGGAGAAGAAAGAGGAGGAAGAAGAAGAAGAGAAGGAGUAGGAGUUAAAAAAGGAAAGAAAAAGAAAGAUUUAAGAGAGGAAAAAAAGAAAAAGAAGGAAUUGCAAGAACGAGAAGAACGACAAGGUCGAGGAGAGUGGUGGUUGGUAAAAGUUAGGGGCGACAACAAUCACGGCGUCAGCGAAACGACUUAAAAGGAAAAGGACAAAAACGGCGACGGUGACGGCGACGGCGAGGGCGCCGACACCGAUUACGGCAACGUCAACAGAAACGAGCGCGAACAAAACAAUAACAACGACUACGACUACGACGACGACGCCGACGACGCCGACGCCGACGGCGACGUCGACGUCAACGUCAACAAUAAAAAGAAGGAAAAGGACGACGAGGAAAACGGUGACAGUAGUAACAGUGACAUUAAUCAGAAAGGAAACAACAAGGAGAACGAAAACGACAAGGGCUAAAAUACGUGGGGCACCUUAUUAUUUGUCUCCUUUCGUUAAUAAUUACGACGAGGAAUCCACGUGCGUUAUUUUGCCGAGAGUUAUAUGAGUUAUGAGGACGGAAUGCCCGCAGGCGGUAACGGUCGUUUCCGCGGUUACCCUGCGCGGAUGUCCGAGCGACAACAACUCGCGCUUCUUCUGCAAAUGACCUCCCAGGAAAUGGUAUCAGGUGGUAAUCGUUCAGAAAAUACAACAGGACCAAAUAAUACGAAUAGUUCGAGAUCAUCAUCGUUGCAACAACAGCGAGGUUCCAAAGGUCGAUGGACCAAUAAAAAUGGAGAAUCGUCUGUUCAAUCGUCGAUUGGCCGUAAGGAAGAUUUCCGCGUGCGGCCAGUACUCGUAAAUGGUUACGAUCUUAAUGCGAAGGAAGCAAGCGACAUUUCAGUUGCAAACUCGCCUAACGACACGUCGACGACAAGUGCAAGUACAAAUACAACAACAACUACUACAACCACUACUUCUGAUAGUCCAAAUUGUUCUCCUCAAAUUGAGAACUCGGAUGCUACGUCGGUUAUAACAACGGUCGUCUCGACUACUACAGCGGCGACGACGACAACGACGACAUCAUUAUCAUCAACAACAACAAUAACAACAACAUCAUCAUCAUCGAACGAACAGAAAACAGAGCAACAAUCUUCCUCAUCGAUUUAUCAACAGCAACAUUACAAUCAUCACUCACAAUAUCAACACCAACAGCAGCAACGCACGACAGGAAGUGCGUCAGUCGCUGCACCGCACGUCGCCGAAGACAGUGGAGCCCCCUGUGAAAUGCGGAGGACACCACCACAAAAUAAAGUCGAUAGAUCGGGAACCGGGCAGUCUGGAAGCUCGCCGAGGGUGACGCUCCGGCUCAACCAGGUACGAGGAGCGAGGGAUGAGAAAAAAGGGGGUACUUCAAACUCCCGCCAGGGUGCUAUGAACGCACAGAGUCAGGGACAAAUGGAAUCGUCAUCGAAGAUGCCAUUGAGUGGUUCAUCGUCUAUCACAAAUGUUUCUGGAUCGAAUGGAUCCGGUAAUGCAACAUCUUCCACGGACAACAGCGAUGUUUACGAGUUUAAAAGUUCGAAAGAACCAACCCCUGUAAGAGGCACGAGUUCUUCGCCAAAUCCCAAUCCUGAAAAGGAUAAAGAAAAUGGGAAAAAUUUAUCAGGCCAGAUUGGUCAAAACAAUAGUAACAAUGCAACAACAAACAGUAGUUCGACGACUACAACUAACGAUUCCAAUACUGCUUCCUCGACCUCUGAUGAUACUGCAUCGACGAUUACAUCACCCAGCGCGAAGCGGGCUUAUGACGGUGAUCAUACCGAAGAUCAAGACGAAGAAAUUAAGAAAAAGAAACGCAAAGAAAUGGAAAAUGUAAAGGACGGUGCUAAAAAUACACCAACUGGAAGACAAAGUACUGGUAGAAAUGCCACUAAUACAGGAGAUAAGUGUACGAAAUCUGGAAAGCAAAAUUCCAAUACUGUAUCUGGAAAAAAUAAUCAAAAUACGGUCUCUAAUAUUGCGGAUAGAAAAAGUCCAAGUACAGCAUCGAUGGCGAGCAGUCCAAAACCUUCCAAUACUCCUGUUGGUUCAACAACAAAUGUGAAAACAGCAACACCUGUAUUACCUGAAUCCGAUGGAGAAGAUGAUCGUUCUAAGAGUUCUGAUUCUGGUUCGGCUCCUAAAGUUCCACCUUUGAAAAUAGUUAUACCACAGAGUACUACGUCUGAACAAGAACAGGGUAAUAGAAAUGGAAAGAACACAUCUAACAGAAGUCAUCAGUUGCCUUAUGUCGUUCCUAGUUCUAAUAGUAAUGACUCUACGGAUAAAGAUCAAAAUCAAUCUGCUAGUGGUACAACUAGUCCUACUGAAAAUGGAAGUGGAACCAAGGUUGAUGAUAAAAAAGACUUUACAGGUACCCUACACUCGGAAGAAAGGUCGACCCAUCAUCAAAGAGUUCUCAGAAGUUCGCAUAGAACUGGUAAUGGUAACAAUGGUUCUACGGCAUCAAAAGAAGUGUCAGGAUCUAAUGCUGGUAAUGGCAACUACUCAAACUCAUCACCUUUACCUGUACCUACAGCCGAUCGGUCUAACAAUUCUUCACCGCAACAAAGGCAUCAUUCUCCUCCUCCUGAAAACACCAAUUCUGAGUCUAAUAAACCCACUUCUGCCGAAUCAUCUAAUAGCGGGACUGUAAAUAAAACAAGCACAGCUACAGAGAAGGCAGAAAAAAAUACUGAAUCCACAGGAAAAAAUCAAAAAGAUACAGGAGCAGAAAGUACUGAAAAUAAUACUGCAUCAACUUCAUCUACCAAUUCUAAUACCAAUGCUUCAUCUGCUCCUGUCGAAUUACAUCCUAGAAAAAGGAAAAUGAAACCUAAUAAGGAAGCGCAACAAGCUGCUGCCGUCGCUGCAGCUAAUGAAGCAGCAGAAGCUAAUAAUGCAGGACCAGAAGUACAUCCACAUGAUCAACCUAUUACUAAUUGUUUCCAAUUAUACCUGAAUAUUAGAAAACAGAUUGAAAGAAGAAGAAAAGGCCUAUUUCCAGUUCAACCAAAACCUCCGCAAGGUUUUAAAGAUUAUUUGAUGAAUCGUUGUACAUAUGUAUUAGCUGGAAAUGUGAACAAUGAACCAAAUGUUAAUCCACCAGUUAGUUUGCAAAGUCUUAUGAAAGAUUUGUAUAUAGAACAAGAAAAAGAGAGAUAUCGGCUUAGAAUGCAACACGUCGUAGAGAAAGAAAAAUUAGUGUUAUCAGUUGAACAAGAAAUCCUUCGAGUCCAUGGUAGAGCAGCCAGAGCUCUUGCCAAUCAAUCACUUCCAUUCUCAGUUUGCACCAUUCUUAAAGACGAAGAAGUUUAUAACGUUAUUACGCCAGAACAAGAAGAAAAAGAUAGAAAUGCACGUAGUAGAUACAACGGGAGACUAUUUUUAAGCUGGCUACAAGACGUCGAUGAUAAAUGGGAAAAGAUAAAGGAAGUAAUGUUGUUAAGACAUCAUACUGAAGCAGAUUCCUUACAUGCCAUUCAAAAAAUGGACUGGGAGUGGAAAUUGAAAGAAGUAGGACUGUGCGAGUUUAAAGCAACACCUCAAAUAGAAGAUAUUCAUGUACCAAUGGUACAUGUUUCGGAUGACUUUGAUUUAUUACCUGCUUAGUAUACACCGACUGAACAAUUAUUAUAUUUUAUGAUUCAAUUCUAUAUUUUUAAAUUAACUUUAAGAAUUUUGUUCUUCUGCACAUUUUUAUUUUUAAAUUCACUAUUGGUUCAGUAUAUUAUAAAUAGAUUCGAAGUUCUUACAAUUAAGUAUGUGAAAUAACCCUGGAAAAUAUUCAAAAUUUGUGACGACGUUUAUUUUUUUUUU
Messenger RNA from Polistes canadensis, 4221 nucleotides. RefSeq names its product ankyrin repeat domain-containing protein 12. Bases 925 to 4014 code for a protein of 1029 amino acids. Gene Ontology annotation, cellular component: nucleoplasm. The record is from RefSeq and is a predicted model, not a curated record. Lineage: Eukaryota; Metazoa; Arthropoda; Insecta; Hymenoptera; Vespidae. The transcript is spliced from 9 exons.